GAGGGGUUGGGUUUGAACUAGGGAUAUUUCGGAGCCAGCGAGCGAUCCUAGAGAGACCCCGGAGCCGGUGGGAGAGGCCGCUGCAGCCGCGCUGCUGGGUUUUUCCUUUCCUUUUAUUCUCCUUUCUACAUAUCCACACACCUCCAUCAGCCUACAAAGACAUGACCACCAAUGCCAGCCCCAUGCACCCAUACUGGCCCCGGCACCUGAGGCUGGACAACUUUGUGCCUAAUGACUGCCCCACCUGGCAUCUCCUGGCUGGCCUCUUCUCCAUCUCUGGGGUCUUAGUUGUGACCACAUGGCUGUUGUCAGGUCAUGCUGCGGUCAUCCCACUGGGGACUUGGCGGAGACUGUCCCUGUGCUGGUUUGCAGUGUGUGGGUUCAUUCACUUGGUGAUUGAGGGCUGGUUCAGCCUCUACCACGAGGACCUUCUCGGAGACCAAGCCAUCUUGUCUCAACUCUGGAAAGAGUAUGCCAAGGGAGACAGCCGAUACAUCCUGAAUGAUAGCUUCAUGAUAUGCAUGGAGACCAUCACAGCUUGCUUGUGGGGACCACUCAGCCUAUGGGUGGUGAUCGCCUUUCUCCGCCAGCAGCCCCUCCGCUUUGUCCUACAGCUUGUGGUCUCUGUGGGUCAGAUAUACGGGGAUGUGCUAUAUUUCCUGACAGAGCACCGUGAGGGAUUCCAGCAUGGGGAGCUGGGCCACCCGCUCUACUUCUGGUUUUACUUUGUCUUCUUGAACGCCCUGUGGCUGGUGCUGCCCGGAAUCCUCGUGCUUGAUUCUAUAAAGCAACUUGCUCGUGCCCAGAGCACGCUGGACGCCAAAGCCACAAAAGCCAAGGGCAAGCAGAACUAAUGAGUGAUGAACUGGGCUUGAACACUGGCUAUUGAGGAACUCUCCACCUGCCAGAAGAUUCCAAUCCUUGCUCUCACAGGUUGGAAGGACAAAUCGAAUUGAUCUGUCAAACUCAGGCUGAUGGGUGGACAGGGGGAAGAAAGGAGCUGUGUGGAGCUACAAAGGUACAAGAGAACCUUGGAAGUCUGUGAUGGGGACAAUUUUUUUAAAUCAGAAAAUAAAGAUCUUG
Messenger RNA from Eubalaena glacialis (North Atlantic right whale), 1083 nucleotides. RefSeq names its product EBP cholestenol delta-isomerase (gene EBP). Gene Ontology annotation, cellular component: membrane; endoplasmic reticulum. Lineage: Eukaryota; Metazoa; Chordata; Mammalia; Artiodactyla; Balaenidae. Gene Ontology annotation, biological process: cholesterol biosynthetic process. The record is from RefSeq and is a predicted model, not a curated record. The transcript has 5 exons. The coding region runs from base 162 to 854 and encodes 230 amino acids. Gene Ontology annotation, molecular function: steroid Delta-isomerase activity; C-8 sterol isomerase activity; cholestenol delta-isomerase activity.